Toxotes jaculatrix (banded archerfish) is the source of this 1559-nucleotide messenger RNA. It is a transcript of the gene hsd17b2, whose product is annotated as hydroxysteroid (17-beta) dehydrogenase 2. Lineage: Eukaryota; Metazoa; Chordata; Actinopteri; Toxotidae. The record is from RefSeq and is a predicted model, not a curated record. Gene Ontology annotation, molecular function: oxidoreductase activity. The transcript has 5 exons. Bases 15 to 1148 code for a protein of 377 amino acids.
UCUCACCAUCAGACAUGGACAUCUGCUGCUUCAGUGUCGGAGCUGCAGCUCUCUACCUACUCACUGUGCUGUGGAAACUUAAAGAUGGCCGUGAGGCCGGACACAGGCCUGGGGCCCUCGUCUGGGCCCUUGUUGCGGCCCUUCUAUAUUUUACUGGCUCUCCAGGUUUCUGCGGGGUGGUCCUCCUCAGCUGCAGCCUCGGCCUGAUCUGUGAGACCCUGAGGAGGUCUGAGCUGCUGCCGGUGCAGAGCAGAGCGGUGCUGAUCACAGGAUGUGAUUCGGGCUUCGGUCACGCCCUGGCGACGCGGCUCAGUGAGAUGGGGGUGAAGGUGUUCGCAGGUGUGCUGGAUGUCAGCGGAGCCGGAGCCCGGCGGCUCAGAGAGCGAGGAUCCGAGAACCUGCAGGUCCUUCAGCUCGAUGUGACAGACAGCUCCCACAUAGAGACAGCGCGCCAGUACGUCCGCGCUCAGGUGGGACACACAGGUUUGUGGGGUCUGGUGAAUAACGCAGGAGUCCUUCACUGCCCCGCGGACGCGGAGCUCCUGCCGGUCUCAGCCUGCAGACGCUGCAUGGAGGUGAACUUCCUGGCAGCUGUCAACAUGUGUCAGGUCUUCCUCCCUCUGCUGAGACGGUCUAGAGGACGCAUCGUCAACGUGUCCAGCCUGGCAGGCGACGUGCCCAUGCCCCUGUUUGCUGCUUACGGAGCAUCGAAGGCAGCUCUGAGUGUUUUCUCCAAGGUCCUGAGGCUGGAGCUGGCUCUGUGGGGCGUGGGCGUGGCCUUAAUCCAACCUGCAGGCUUCAGAACAAAUAUCUUUGGAAACAGCGACGACAUCGGUCGCUACAGAGACGAGAUCCUCGCAGCCAUUUCCUCUGAGGCCAGAGAGGACUAUGGAGAGGCGUACAUCUCGUCCGUCUCCAGCUGUCUGUCCAAAAUGUCCCAGCAGUCAGCAGAGGACCUGUCUCCUGUAGUAGACGACAUGUGUCACGCUCUGCUGUCAGUCCGUCCCAGACCUGUGUACACCCCCGGACAGAUGGGAUGGCUGCUGCCAUUUCUUCACCGCCACUGUCCCACCACCUUGUUCGACCUCAUCAUCACGAGUUUUCCCAAAUUCACCGACUGCAACCCAGCGGGACUCAGGAGGAGCUGAGACAAGUCCCCAGAGUCCAUGUCUUCUAAUGACUUUACCUUCCAUUCCUCGCUCUCUGGGGGUGGAACACAGCUUUAGUCUGGUUCAAUCAGCAGUUUGUUUCCUUUUUGCAUUUUUUUGUACUUGAAUUUUGUGCACACGUUUUGUUUAUCUGCACCUUUUUUCCUGUUUUUCUUGUGAGCUGCCUAACAAGUACAUACAUCAAACCUAAAGCAACUUCACAUCCACCGCUCCGUCUUGUUUUACUAGUGGAAGAAUAAAUGAUCUGGACCCAGGAGGACUCUGCACAGAGCGGCUCGGCUCUUUUUUAAUCACCUGACAUAUGACACAUGGAUGCACUGAGCUGUGUUUAAUGAAAAUCGUAACGACACUGUAUGUUCACAGCUCUCACUGAAUCUCAGAGAUACAACU